Messenger RNA from Prorocentrum cordatum, 2624 nucleotides. The record is from the annotation of a GenBank genome assembly. Lineage: Eukaryota; Dinophyceae; Prorocentrales; Prorocentraceae.
CUUAUCGAUUCAAUCCUGGGCUCUCCUGCACCCGUGAUCAUCUUGCGUCUCGAACGCUAGCUCUCUCUCUCUCUCUCUCUCUCUCUGAAGACCACAGGCUGGCUCAUGCCACCCCCGCCCUGAGCGGAGGGUCGCCAUGUUGGCAGCCGGCGGCGGCGUGCAGGUGUUCCACCGGGCCGACGCGCGCGCGCGUCUCCCGAGGACCUCGACCUCCCGUAGGGUCGGUACGGGUUCGGCGUGUCCUGGGACACCGUGCGUGGCCGGUCCGUCGACAUCGACCUUCAGUGCGUGGUGGUUGACACCGGCGGCUGCUUCGUCGACUGCGCCUACUACAACAAUCUGAAGGCGGUCGGGGCCAUCACCCACUCAGGCGACGAGGCUCUGGGCAAGCCAGACAGAAUAGACGAGAUGAUCUGGGUCAACAUGAGGAAGGUGCUGUCGAACGUGAGUCUGCUCGUCUUCGUGGUCGCCGCCUACUCUGGCGGCAUCCUGGAAGACGUGUCCAAACGUGCUGGAGGAGAGGCACCAACGAGAUCGCGCUCUUCGAGAUGGAGCGGAGUGCAGCGUAUGUGGACGUGGUCGCAGCCAUGUUCAGGACUGGGCCUGGGGGCCAGGAUUGGAAGCUGAGGAUCGCAGACAUGCCCGCGCAGGGUGGGCGGCAUCUCAUGGACAGUCUGCCGCUCCUCUCUCGGGUCGUGAGGUCAUUCGUGCCCCGCGCUCCGCCGCGGCAGAAGGUGGCCUUCGCGAUGGAGAAGGGCGCGGUGCUGGACCUCCCAAUGGGCAUGGGGCAGGUGAGCGUCGGCCUGGGCGGGGACAUCGACGAGGGCGAGUGCGACCUGGACGUCCUGGUGGUCCUACUACUGGACGCCCAGGGGUCGGACUUGGAGGCCGUCUUCUUCGGCCGCCUGGAGUCUGAGCAGGACGGCAUCGAGCACACGGGCGACAACCUGACAGGAGAGGGCGAGGGCGACGACGAGCAGAUCAAAGUGCGCCUCGACCAGGUGGGCCCCCAGGUGCAGCAGGUCGUGCUCGCGGCCAACAUCUGCACCACGGGCCGCGACUUCCAGCAGGUCGCCCAGCCGUUUUGCUGGGUCGUCGACGCCGCGGACGGCUCGGAGCUGUGCCGAUAUACCCUCCUCGACGCCGGCCGCGAGAACGGACUGAGCAUCGCAAAGUUCGCGCGGGAGAUGAGCGGCCGUGGGGGCUUCCCUGCGCUCGGGCUGCGCUGCCGCGGCCGCACGUACGAGGACUCGCUACCACAGCUCCGGCAGUGGUGCCAGUGGAAGGCCACUUCCCUGGCGGUGACCGCGGAAUCCGCUCCCUCGGCGUCGGCUGCGGCGGAACAGCGGCACGACUUCGGCGUGUAUUUUGGGUGUUGCCGAUGCACCACUUGCAGGGCCUUGGUUUGAACCGCGGCUGCCAGCUCUGCCAGGCGUGUUUCUGCAAAGGGGACUUCGCUUGUCACAUGUGCUCAAUGGGUGCGGGCUGCUGACCGACUGCAUGAUAAUGUGGAUGAAAAUGCGCCUCGUUAAGGCGGCCACAAGUACCAGCCACCGCAGCGGACUCACGAGGUAGGCGACUAGUUGCGCUCGUGCUCGACAAUGGCCGCGCACUGACAUCGUUACUUAGCAUCAGCCCUGGAGCAGCGCAGAUUUAUUUGCUCAGGGCCCGUGGACGCGUGAAGUGCCGUAGACAGGCGCGCACUCGCACCUUAAUUUCCUACCCGCAUCGCGUCCAGCCUGCCGGGCUGCGCACCGCGUGUGACACUGGACGACGUUUUCCCUGCUGGAGCCUUUCCAGUGGCUCGGGGUGCUGUGCCGGUAGGAGAACGCCGCAGAGCACUGUCACACGAUCCAUUGAAAGACAGUGUUCUGGCGAAUAGUAUUUCGGUCGACUCGGGAAUGUCAGCCGCGAUGGUGCUCAAGGGUCCGCGCUGGCAUCAACGAGCUGGCAGAGCCCAUGGGCAUGCGCGGGCGCUGUGUGCAAAAUCGUCAGCAGUCGUUCUCCGACGCUGACGACAGCCAACCAGGAUACUAUCAUACUUGGCGUGGUCACAACAGUGGUGCUUGUUGCAGGUUUUGGGGUGGGUUUCUAGUCCGUGCGAUCCCUGAACAGAGGCUCACGGCCCCUCAUCCCUUUGUCACUUUGAACGCGGUGACGUAAGCUCAUGUGCUGAUCUUGCCACCAGAAUGGAUCGGACUCACGAUGCUAGCGGCUACACGCUCGGUUAAACGUCAUCAGAUUUCGGCACACCCACGUGAUCGACGCAUGAUGCGCACCAUCUAAAUUCUAGUAGUUUUCGAUUGCACCGAUUUGCAGGCAUUCCUGUCAAUGCGGCGCCUUGAGUGCUGCGCUGCUUAAUGGUUGGCGGAUCUGGAUCGGAUUCACGACGCUAGCUAGCAAUCACCACGUCUUUGCUAGCCAUUUUUAGCACAUGCCUGUUCUCGACACACGUCGCGCUCUUGCAUGGAGCGUAAAACUCAGGGCCAUUAGAAGACGCUGGCAGUUGGCUCAUGACCCUCGUGAGCUUCUGCGUGAUGUUAGCUAUUUGUGCUCGUGCUGCUGUGGAGUUCUUGUCCACAACUGCCCUGAUACGCCCGCUUCGAAACGCAACGCGUGCCGUG